GCUGGCCAUGGAGGGAGCGAGACCACGGACGCAACAACACCAACACUCCUCCGUGUGUUUGUUUGUUUGAGCCCAAUAAGGCAGCGAUUGCACGCGCACGCCUUGUAUCUUGUCACCGAAGUGGGUUUAUGUUCGAAGUGGGUUUCUGUUGUGAAUCUUUUCGUGUACAGACCAGCGCGCAAGGGGGUUAAAGAGGUUUCUUUGCUUGGGGAUCAGACCUGGCGAGGAGUUUGCUGUUAGACAUUGGUGGGGCGAUCGAAGACAUAUCAUCAUGUUCAGCAGGUUGUUUUCGAAGGCCUCGCAUUUGCCCAAGCGAGGCGCACAUCAUGGCCAUCAUCACGACGCAGCUGUUGCAGGAUCGGGUGGCGGGGAUGGAGCCGUGACCGUCGAGGAACCGGGGCGAGGAGAUUCAACGCCCGCAGCUCGGGGAUCGCCUGGUGCCCAAGAUAAGGAUCGGGAGAAUCAGGCCCUAGUAGGAGAGGGAGGAUUAAAAUCCGAGCAGCUACACCCGCGGGUCGUUGGACAUGAAGGCAUCCCAGCAACUGCCUCAAUUCUCGCAUUUGAGGCCACUCAAAGUGUUCUUGCUGUGGCUUCUUUGGAUGGGCGGAUCAAGUUGUUUGGUGCACCUGGCAUUGAAGUGCUGUUACAGUCACCACUUCGAGCACCCUGCAAAUAUCUUGAGUUUAUGAAUUAUGGAAGACAAUUAGUCAAUGUCACCACUCAGAAUGAUAUUGAGGUUUGGAACCUGGGAAAGCUGGAGGUGGCGUCUUCAGUAAAAUGGGAACAUGACAUCACUGCCAUCGCCGUCUUGCAAGGAACUAAUUACAUGUAUGUUGGAGAUGACGUUGGAACUGUCAGUGUACUGCAAUUGGACGAAAGCUCAAAUGAACUAAUCAAGUUGCCUUACUGUAUUCCUGCAUAUGUUACCCUAGGUGGGUUAGUAAAAUCUGGAAGUCACUGUGCACCUUCUGUCGUUGGCAUCCUUCCGCAACUGAAUGCUGCAUUUAGCAGGCUGGUCAUUGCAUACGGAAAUGGUUUACUGGUAUUAUGGGAUCUUAAUGAGACUAAGGUUCUUGCCAUUCGAGGUGGCAUAGAAUCACAGCGGAAGCGGUUAGCUGGACACGAGCAGAAUUCUGACCGCCGACGUACUAGCACAGAGAAAUCGGGUGAUUCUGGAUCAAAAUCUGAAGUUGAAGACGAAGAUGAUGAAGAGAGAGAAAUUUGUAGUAUUUGUUGGGCAUGUCAGAAUGGAAGUGUUGUUGCAGCUGGCUAUGUGGAUGGGGAUGUUUUAUUAUGGACUAUUCCUUCACCAGCCAACGAGGGUGGCUCAAGCGACCUAACGGAGUCGAACCUGCCAUUCAUUUCUGGGGCACCUUUGCGCAAAAUUGACUUAGCACCAGGCAAGUCCAUGAAAAUGCCAGUGAUCUUAUUAAAAUGGUGUGCAAGCGGCAAGGGUGGCAAAGAUCCAAAGGAUCUCACCGGUCAGCUUUUUGUGUAUGGGGGUUCUGAUCUGAAUGCAACUCCGGCUUUGACGGCUUUGUCGCUGCAUGGAGAGGUAAGUGAGAAGUUGAAGCAGCUUGAGCUUCCACUUCAAGGGCCAUUUGCAGAUGCAGUAACGCUUUCAAGACCAGGUGGCACCUUAAGUACACGAGUGGCUGGAAUUUUGGUUCUGACUUCUCCUGGUUUGCUUCACAUGUACGAUGGUGCUGGCAUAGUCGCGCGUUUUUUCUCUUCACCUGAAGAGUCCGUGAAUCAAGCAUUUUUGCAGACUCUUCCCUGGGAAACACCUUUUAAAGAUGCUGUUGUUUCUCAGUUAUUCAUGGUGUCGACUGACUCAUUAACAGCUAAAGUGCUGCUUCAGUUAAGUUCAGGAAAUAAGUAUCCUUUACCUACACUAGGUUUUGGAACAAAAUGGCCAAUCACUGGAGGAAUCGAGAACACGUCCUCCAAUGCCAACAUGAAGCAAAGACUUCUGCUUGUAACAGGGCGCAAUCGUGGCGGCAUCCAAGUUUGGGAUGCUUUUACACCUCCGAUGAAGUUGUUGUGCAUUGUUAAUUCUCAGACAACGAAGAGCCUAUCCCCUGUCUCAGCUAUUGCCCUCUGUGAACGAUCUGGUCUUCUGGCAUACGGUGACCAGGAGGGAAAGGUGUUUAUAUUUAAACUUAGUACUGAAGCUCAAGAAGUGCCUUGCAAGAUCAUCAGUGACACUUCUGGAUGUAUUGGAGAACCUGUGAACUGCGCGGCUGGCUACCAGUGCAUUGCUGAGCUACGUACUCAUCAAGCUGCUAUAACCAGUAUUACUAUUUCCAGUGAUUCAGGUCGCCUUGCAGUUGGCGACAAAAAUGGAAUGAUAUCGAUUUUGGAUCCUGCAAAUCUCUCGCUUUUAUUUUCUGGCUGCUGGCCAGGCUAUUCAUCAUGCAUUGCUAGACUGAGAUUUUCUACUACACUAGUCCAAGAAGAAAACGCUGUUGAUUCCUCCGCUUCAGCUGACCCCAACUCUGGAGAACCGAAGAGUUCUGCGAAUGCCAUCACAGUGCUAUAUGCAGUAAAUGAAGAAGCAACUGUGGCUGUUAUGAACGGGUCUAAUGGCGAUUUUAUUGGUCCAGGUCCCAAGCAGCCUGUAACACCUUCACAAGCAUUAUGUUUGGAUCUUGUAGACGUUUCUACCACAGCACCAUCCGUUGAAGGAACUGCAGGGCAAGAAUCAAGUACGCAAUCGUCAGACGCACACCAUAGAAGCUCUUGCAUCUUUUUGGGUACUCGUGAUUGGAUCCAGAUUGUCUCCAUAUCCUCUCAGGGAAUUGGAAAUUCUGUGCGUGAAGUGAAAUUGGAGCGUCCCUGUUGUUGGGCCUCCACAUUUGAAACUUCUAAUCACGCUUUUGGCGCCGUUCUGGUGUAUCAGUCUGGUCAUCUUGAGAUACGGUCACUGCCUGAUCUACGAAUUUUGGUGGAAACCACAUUUGCUCAGUGCUUAGGCUGGGAAAUUGAGCCUAGUCACGCAAUAUUCAGUUCUGCUAAUGCACGGAUAACUGCGAUAAAUGAAGGAAGAGAACUUGUUCACCUUUCGGUGCUUGCAGAGGAUACUGAUUUGAGCAUGCCGGAUUCUCUGCCUCGAAUAUUUGACAAGGACCUGGGAGCUGCAGCUGCUGCCGCAAUGAAGUAUACGACUUCUUUGCCACGUAAGAAGCCUGCGGCAAGUCAAGGAUUGUUGGGGGUUAUAAAAAGUACGCUUGAACCAGAAAAUGCUGUACAUCCUGCAGAUCAGCUAUCCAAGCUUUUCUCAUCUCAACCCUUCACGGCCCCUGUAAAUCAGCCCUCUGAUCUGUCUGUUAAGACGGAUUCGCUUGGCAUAGACGUUGAUCUGGAGAUUGACGAUAUUCUGAUUGAUCUCGGUGAGAUGGGUGUAAGUUCUUCACCGUCAGCCUCUGGAGAGCCCAGCACCAAUAAGAUUGUUCUUCAUAGAGUAACAGAAACUACUCCUCCUAAAGGAAAAGAGGUGAUGAGCGAAGAGACCACUAGGUCGCAGUUGUUUGGAGAUGACGGUAAACCAAGACAGCGUACUACCGAUGAAAUCAAAGCUCGUUAUGGUUAUGCCCCCAAGGCUGUGGAUGCCACAAAUGCUGCUGCAAUGGCUAGGGAUAAACUAAUGGAGCGAGGUGAAAAGCUUCAGUCCCUUAAUGACAAGACGGAAGAAAUGACUCUAGGAGCUGAAAACUUUGCAUCAUUAGCUGAACAGCUGGCCAAGAAGUAUGAGAAACGGAAAUGGUGGGAGUUUUAAUUAUCAGCACCGAUCGUUCCCUUUAUAAAGCUGCAAAUGGAUUGUCAUUAUCUUCAAUAUUUUGAGAAUGAAGCAGAUAUAUGUAAAUUGGUUACAGUAAAGUUGAUCGCCACAUUAGUUGCAAGUAUUCACAAAACUGGGAUCUUCAAGGACACGAGAGGCAGCUAGGAAGAUCUUUGUGAUGAAAUUCCUAGUGUGCCAGCAUUUUAGAAAAGCAUGCUUUAAUCCAUGUGCCACUCAAAUGUACUGGCCAAAUCUGUUCAAGAAAACACCACCAUAACUUCAAAUCAUUUUUUCCAUCAUA
This is a messenger RNA of Physcomitrium patens, 4082 nucleotides long. RefSeq lists its product as uncharacterized. Lineage: Eukaryota; Viridiplantae; Streptophyta; Bryopsida; Funariales; Funariaceae. Gene Ontology annotation, molecular function: myosin II binding; syntaxin binding; GTPase activator activity. The record is from RefSeq and is a predicted model, not a curated record. Gene Ontology annotation, cellular component: cytoplasm; plasma membrane. Gene Ontology annotation, biological process: exocytosis; Golgi to plasma membrane transport.